UUGCUUCGGUCUCUCAGACACUCGGGACCACGGCGAUACGGGACGGCGGAAAUUACGUCGUCGUUGAAAAUAAAUUUCGCGUACGGCGAAGACGGCGGACGUUGUCAGUAAUCGGCCGCACGAUGAAAGGUCUUGUAUCGAUAGAUCCUGUUCAAGAGGCCAUGGGCUCCCUGGGUCCAUGGCACAUCGUCAUCGCUGUGACGAUUUCCCUCGUCAAAUUUCCAGUAGCUUGGCAUCAGCUCUCCAUCGUAUUUCUUGCACCGCCAACUAAUUUCUCAUGCAUCGCUCCUUUAUCAGUAACUAACGAAUCCAUGACAAUGAAAUGUGACAUUGACGUCGGGAAUGGUACUAUAGAGAAGUGUACUGACUUCAAAUACGAUAAGCGAAUAUUCCGAGAAAGUAUCAUAACGCAGUGGAAUUUAGUAUGUGAUAGACAGCAAUUGGCAAAUUUUGCACAAUCUUGCACAAUGUUUGGUGUGCUCGUUGGUAAUUUAAUUUUCAGCAUGAUGGCUGACAGGAUUGGCCGGAAGAAACCAUUAAUGGUAGCGAUUGCGUUGCAAUCGAUAACAGGAUUUACAAGUGCAUUCGCACCGUGGUACGAAUUGUUCCUGGUACUCAAAUUUAUUUGUGCCGUAUCUACUGGCGGAACAAUGCUCGUCAGUUUUGUUUUACUUAUGGAGAUUGUUGGAGUCGAAUGGCGAUCGAUUAUGUCGGUUCUUUAUCAUGUACCAUUUUUAAUCGGACAUUUAAUGAAUCCUCUGAUAUCUUAUUUAACACUUACGUGGUACGGUUUCCAAAUGGCCAUUUCAAUACCAUCAGUUUUCUUAUUAGCAUAUUACUGGAUUAUUCCGGAAUCACCUAGGUGGUUACUAGCUGUGGGCAAACACAGAGAGGCGGAAAGAAUUUUGUUGAAAGCUGCUGGACGAAACAACAUCCCGGAAGAAAACGUAAAUCUAGCGCUUGAAACUUAUGACAAUCAGGCAAUUCGACACACAAAGAACAAUGAAAAAUAUAAUAUCACACAUUUAUUUAGAACUCCGAAUUUGAGACUAAAAACUGUAUACGUUAGUAUCAACUGGUUCGUCUGUGGUAUUUGUUUCUUCGGAUUAGCACAAUACAUGGGUCAUCUCGACGGCAAUAUAUUCAUUAAUGUCGCAGUUUCUGCCGCCAUGGAACUACCCGGAACUAUAAUAGUAUUGUUUCUGAUAUCGCGAGUUUCACGCUUAAAAAUUUUGAUGGGCGGAAACAUCUUGUCUGGCGUGAGUUUACUUCUGAUAACUCUUGUAAGCAACGCAAAUGUGCGGAUAUUUUUAGCUUCGCUAGGACUUGUGGGCAUGGCUAUUAGUUUUCCCACAGUAUAUCUGUACAGUGGUGAAGUAUUUCCGACUGUUGUGAGAAACGUUGGCGUUGGUUUGGGAAGUAUUUCUGCCAGAAUUGGAAGUAUAAUUGCACCGUACAUUGCUACAAUGGGUAAUAUCCAACCUUGGCUACCUCCAGUAAUAUUCGGCUUAGGGCCGAUAAUUGGCGCUAUACUCUGUUUAUUUUUACCGGAAACAAUGAAUUGCGAAUUGCCAGAGACAAUAGAAGAUGCCGAAAAUUUUGGAAAGAAAAAAUCCGAGGUAGAACAUUGACUUUGUAAUUAAUAUGUGACAUGCCUACUGAGUUGCAUAUUUUUCAUAAAUAUCUUAUAGAAAUAUAAUUUAAUACGAUAUAUUAAGUACAACUAUUUGAGAUAUUUUAUGUCAGUAUUUCUUAUUAGGUCUGUACAAAAGAUUGGUAUAAUUAUACUUUUCUAAUAUACUACAAUAAUGAAACCAUGUCUAAAAAAAAAAAGAAA
Molecule: messenger RNA, 1837 nt
Organism: Monomorium pharaonis (pharaoh ant)
Lineage: Eukaryota; Metazoa; Arthropoda; Insecta; Hymenoptera; Formicidae
Product: organic cation transporter protein-like
Exons: 9
Coding region: 123-1631 (502 amino acids)
Biological process (GO): transmembrane transport
Cellular component (GO): membrane
Molecular function (GO): transmembrane transporter activity
Source: RefSeq, a predicted model, not a curated record